AUGGCCUUUGCCCAGCGCCCGGCAGCGGGGGCUGAAAUGGACCGGAACUGUAGCUUUGCCCACAGCAGCCGACAUGCUCCCGUUAAGGAUCUCCUCCAGCCCUGUCCAGAAGAGAAAAGGAAACACAGGAAGACGUGCCUGGUGCUGAGCCCCAGUUCUUACUUCAUGGAUGUGAAAUGCCAGGAAAGCUAUAAAAUCACCACGGUCCUUAGCCACGCACACACGGUAGUUCUGUGUGUUAGCUGCUCCACUGUCCCCUGCCAGCCUACAGCAGGAAAAGCAAGGCCUGUAGAAGAGUGUUCCUUCAGGAGGAAGCAGCACGAAAACACCCUGAAUCAAGAUGAGUGGAAAUCAUCCCAAUAA
Cynocephalus volans (Philippine flying lemur) is the source of this 363-nucleotide messenger RNA. RefSeq names its product small ribosomal subunit protein eS27-like. Bases 1 to 363 code for a protein of 120 amino acids. Gene Ontology annotation, biological process: ribosomal small subunit assembly; translation. The transcript has 2 exons. Gene Ontology annotation, cellular component: cytosolic small ribosomal subunit; ribosome. The record is from RefSeq and is a predicted model, not a curated record. Lineage: Eukaryota; Metazoa; Chordata; Mammalia; Dermoptera; Cynocephalidae. Gene Ontology annotation, molecular function: structural constituent of ribosome; RNA binding.